CAUGCCUCCCUCCGCCUGGCUCCUUAUAGCCCCGAGGAGGCAGGAAUCCCGGACGAGUGGUACGGACAUCGCCGACCGAGAUCGCGAACACGGAGCGCAGCGUUCCCCUUUAAACACGGUCUUAUGACUUACAGGCAGCCUCAGUGAGAACGGACCGGAGACCGGAGGAAGAGGAGGAGGAGAGGAGAGGAGGAGGAGGAGGACCGGCACUCACACAGAGACAGGCAGCCCGGAGACGGUGGCGCACAGCCCGGGGGGCACAGACACUGGACAGCCUGGAUGGUUGGCGCAGGUCCGACACAAACAGCAGGACUUGAACGCAUCCGUGUCACCUGUGUGCAGAUUUGGUUCCUGUGGGCCCCCUGUUGCACCCUGUGGACAUUGUCCCCUCCUGCAGUGUUGAGGACAUGUGUCGCCUGUCAGUGGCUUCACUCUUCAUCUGCUUCUGUUUGCUGGAGAGAAGCCACUGCAACGGCAGCCUCCAAGACAGCAUGGGAGAGCUGCACAGCAGAUUCGCCGUCAGCCUGUACCAGACGCUCACUGAGAUGGAGAACAACUCCAACCUCAUCAUGUCACCGGUGAGCGUGUCCUUGUCCCUGGGGCUGCUGCAGCUCGGCGCCAGGGGCAACACGUUGGCCCAGCUGGAGGAAACACUCGGAUACAACGUCAACGAUGUCCAGGUACAGGAGUUCAUGCUGCAUGCGCAGAAUGCCGUGAGCAACACCAGCCAGGGGAUGUGGCUGCAGCAGACCUGCACCUUAUUCAUCCAGAGCGCUGUCCAGCUGCUGACUCAGUUCACACAGCACGCCGCCGCCUGGGCCAACGCUAAUGUGGUCCGAGCCAACUUCAGCCAACCCAACCACACUCGCAGCCAGCAUCAGGAGGAGACGUGGCCCCUCCUGGCAGGAAGCAGCAGCGGGGAACUGUCUGGCUCCGGCGAGGCCCAGGGAGACGCUGUGUUGUGGGGUCACCGGCUUCAGAUGGCCCUGGUCAACACGGUGGCCUUCAGGGGCGUCUGGCAGAAGCAGUUCCUGUUCACCAACACCCAGAACCUGCCCUUCAUCCUGUCCGAUGGGAGCGCCAUCAAGGUGCCCAUGAUGUAUCAGGCUACAGAGGUCAGCUUUGGUCAGUUCAGGACGGUGUCAGAUCAGCGCUACACUGUGUUGGAGCUGCCCUACAUGGGCCGAUCCCUCAGCCUACAGGUGGUUCUGCCCAGUGAGAGGAAGACGCCGCUCUCUUCCCUGGAGUCCCAGCUGACCGCCCGUCAGCUGGCCUUCUGGGACACCGGUCUGCGCAGGACUAAGAUGGACAUAUUCCUGCCCAGGUUCAAAAUGCAGAACAGGUUCAACUUGAGGUCGGUGCUUCCUGCCAUGGGCAUCAGUGACGCCUUUAACCCGACAGCGGCUGACUUCAGUGGAGUAUCAGUGGAGGAGGGUCUGUAUGUGUCCGACGCCUUCCAUGAUGUGAAAAUAGAAGUCACAGAGGAUGGCACAAAAGCAGCCGCUGCGACAGCCAUGGUGCUCCUCAAACGAUCCCGUGCUCCCGUUUUUAAGGCGGACCGUCCUUUCUUAUUCCUUCUGCGACAGAUUAAAACAGGAUCCAUCCUGUUCAUGGGCCGAGUGAUGAACCCUGCAGACCAAUCACCCUGAACCUCUUCUCCUUCUCACACACACACUUUCUCACACACACACCUACCCUGACCCUUAUUUCACAAUUGGUAUUUAUUUGUGGACUUCAGGAAGAGGGACAAUAUUUUUGUACAUAUCUGUAAA
Molecule: messenger RNA, 1772 nt
Organism: Sphaeramia orbicularis (orbiculate cardinalfish)
Lineage: Eukaryota; Metazoa; Chordata; Actinopteri; Kurtiformes; Apogonidae
Gene: serpine3
Product: serpin peptidase inhibitor, clade E (nexin, plasminogen activator inhibitor type 1), member 3
Exons: 9
Coding region: 408-1649 (413 amino acids)
Biological process (GO): negative regulation of endopeptidase activity
Molecular function (GO): serine-type endopeptidase inhibitor activity
Source: RefSeq, a predicted model, not a curated record